This is a messenger RNA of Microcebus murinus (gray mouse lemur), 1566 nucleotides long. The record is from RefSeq and is a predicted model, not a curated record. Lineage: Eukaryota; Metazoa; Chordata; Mammalia; Primates; Cheirogaleidae.
AUGGCUCUACCCGGGCCAGGUGAGGCCGGGCCUCAGGACAAGGUGUGCUACCUGCCCGACAGCAACCCCCAGCUGCUGGCUGCUUACUACACGCAUCUCACGACCUAUGGCCACUACAGAAGCACGGUAGCCAGCAAGGAAGAGGGUUUCCAACCCUUCUGGCCACCGGAGGCCGCGGUGUCAGCUGCCCCUGCCAUGCCCCCCUUCGCCUAUCGGAUGGCACCUCCCGUGCUGAACCCCGGCCUGGCUCCCCUGCAGAGGGAGCCGCUCUACGAUGUGUCCUGGUACGCCAAGCAGCCGCCCUUUUACCCGUUUUCCCAGCUCCCCAGGGAGUUUCCACACUUCCUGAACAGCAGCCACGAGGUCGUGGGUGCCAGCAGCGGAGAUUCGGGUCCCGUUGGUGGCCGCGGCGACAGCGCCCAGUGGUGCGGAUCUGAAACCUUAAUUUCGACGGCUCCUGUGGAUGCGUCCGGGUUACCUGAGGGGCUGAAGACGACCUCCCAGUCAUUAUCUUGCUCAUCCAGCCAGCGGCCUGAGGAUGAUCCCGGAUCCUCCAACCAAGAGGGAAAGUCGCCUGGUCCUUUUCACUUCACUGAGAAGGACCUGCACUUGGUUCUGUACGGGGUCACGCCCAGCCUGGAGCACCCAGCCGGCCUGCACCAUGCGAUUUCCGGCCUCCUGGUCCCCACGAGCAGCUCCGGGUCUAAUUCUCUAUCUCACACUGUGGAUAAAGACUCCCUACAACUUCCAGAAGGUCUCUGCCUCAUGAAGACCAUGUUUGGUGAAGUGCCACACUUUGGCGUGUUCUGCAGUAGUUUUAUUGCCAAAGGAAUGAGGUUUGGGCCUUUUCAAGGUAAAGUGGUCAACACCAGUGAAGUCAAGACCUAUGGAGACAAUUCUCUGAUGUGGGAGAUCUUUGAAGAUGGUCAAUUGAGCCACUUUAUAGACGGAAAAGGAAAAGUCGCCUGCCUGGAGCACCCAGCCGGCCUGCACCAUGCGAUUUCCGGCCUCCUGGUCCCCACAAGCAGCUCCGAGUCUGCAGAAAACUUUUGGUGCGAAAGAUGUGGGAGACUGUUUGCCUACAGAGACUACAGAGACAAGCACCUCAAGUACACGCCCUGUGUGGACAAGGGUGACAGGAAGUUUCCCUGUUCUCUCUGCAAACGAUCCUUUGAGAAGCGGGACCGGCUCCGGAUCCACAUCCUUCAUGUCCACGAGAAGCACAGGCCUCACAAGUGUUCUACAUGUGGGAAAUGUUUCUCCCAGUCUUCAAGUUUGAACAAGCACAUGAGAGUCCACUCUGGAGACAGACCGUACCAGUGUGUGUAUUGUACCAAGAAAUUCACUGCCUCCAGCAUACUCCGCACACACAUCAGGCAGCACUCCGGGGAGAAGCCCUUCAAGUGCAAGCACUGCGGUAAAUCUUUUGCCUCCCACGCUGCCCACGACAGCCACGUCCGGCGUUCACACAAGGAGGAUGAGGGCGGCUCUUGUGGCAUCUGUGGGAAAGCCUUCCCAGAUCAAAAAACGUUCUACUCCCACAUGAAGCUUCAUGGAGAUCGCUAG